CAACACAACUUGACGCGUUUCUCUCGUCCCACGUCUUCUUCUUCCUCGCAACUCCUCACUCUGUUUCUCAUUUUUCAUAUAUAUUCACAACACACACACACACACUGACUCUUAUCCCCAAAUCAUAAACUCAAACCUUUUGUAAAUUCAUUUCUUCAAUGGCUAUCAUCAAAUCGAACAAAGAUCACAAACCAUGCGGUGGUGGCGGCGUCGUCACCACCGUCGUGACUCGCGAAGUCUGGGCGGAGAAUCUCGAAUCUGAAUUUGAACUAAUCGGCGAAACCAUCGACGAUUACCCAUUCAUCUCCAUGGACACUGAGUUCCCCGGCGUGAUUUUCAAAUCCGAUCUCCGAUUUACAAACCCCGGCGAUCUCUACAGUCUACUUAAAGCCAACGUCGACGCGCUCAGCUUAAUCCAAGUCGGUCUCACUCUCUCCGACGCCGACGGUAACCUCCCAGAUCUAUUUGGUGACGGACGGCGGUUCAUCUGGGAGUUUAAUUUCCGAGACUUCGACGUGGCGCGUGACCCACACGCUCCUGAUUCCAUCGAGUUGCUUCGUCGGCAAGGUAUCGAUUUCGAGCGGAACCGCCGCGAGGGGGUUUGUUCGGAGAGGUUCGCGGAGCUGAUGAUGUCGUCGGGGCUUGUUUGUAACGAGGACGUGAGCUGGGUGACGUUUCAUAGCGCGUACGAUUUCGGUUACCUGAUGAAGAUCCUCACGCGCCGUGAGCUGCCCGGCGCGUUAGGGGAGUUUAAGCGCGUGAUGAGAGUUUUGUUUGGUGAGCGCGUGUACGAUGUGAAGCAUAUGAUGAAGUUUUGUGAGAGGAGAUUGUAUGGCGGUUUAGACCGGGUUGCGAGGACGCUUGAAGUUAACCGGGAGGUUGGGAAAUGUCAUCAAGCCGGUUCCGAUAGUCUGCUUACGUGGCACGCGUUUCAGAGGAUGAGAGAUUUGUAUUUUUCUCAAGAUGGGCCGGAGAAGCAUGCUGGGGUUUUGUAUGGGCUUGAGGUCUUUUAAGGGGUGUACUGAUUUUUUUAUUUUUUAUUUUAAAUAUUCAAUUGGUUAACUCAAGUUGUAAUCUUGUAGCUAAUGUUCUUUUGUUAAGAGGAAAUAUAUAUAAAAAAAUAAUAAUGCAAAAACUCCUCAUAUAAA
Messenger RNA from Camelina sativa (false flax), 1148 nucleotides. Its product is annotated as putative CCR4-associated factor 1 homolog 9. Gene Ontology annotation, molecular function: nucleic acid binding; poly(A)-specific ribonuclease activity. Lineage: Eukaryota; Viridiplantae; Streptophyta; Magnoliopsida; Brassicales; Brassicaceae. The record is from RefSeq and is a predicted model, not a curated record. Gene Ontology annotation, cellular component: CCR4-NOT complex.